Molecule: messenger RNA, 9834 nt
Organism: Porites lobata
Lineage: Eukaryota; Metazoa; Cnidaria; Anthozoa; Scleractinia; Poritidae
Source: the annotation of a GenBank genome assembly
AAAUUAUGGCGGUCUAGGAAUUUCUUCUUCACGGUGAGUUCAACUUCAUAUAAAUACGUGCCAUUUUAUAUGUGUAUAACAUCGAUGUUGAAGUGAUGUCAUUUCCCUCGCCAGAUCGUUGACCUCCGGUAGGUACGAGACAGUAUUCCACAUUCGCUAUAUUUUACCUUCAAAUUUUCUUACAAAAGAAACACUGAGUUGUUUUUUAUAAUUCACAGUCAAGCCCGCCCCGUUGAGAUUUUCUCUUUUUGUUUCUAAGUGUAAAAAUCCUUCACAAGCCGUUUGGUUAUCGACUGCGUCGACCUGCAUAGAACUCAAAGAGCUUAGUAAAAAUAUUUCUGCCUCAUAGUUAAAGAUAUUCCUGUUUUUUUUUUUGCACGAGUCCUUGAAAAAGAAAAUCUUUUUCGGGAUCACAGAAAGGUCUAUAAUCAGUUCAAUGCUGGUUGGUAAACUUUUAGAUUAUAACAGCGAAAAUUUUUAUUUCUUUCUCGACCUUUGAUAUUUCCGACACGCGCUUCGUUGUCGAGAUCGAAGUAUUUUUUUAGAUGCUUGAUUUUAACGUAACCGUAUCUUUGAAGCGAACUGGUCUCUCAAAUACGUAUUCACUAAACCUUCCUAAUUUUUAUAAUGCUAAGGUGAAGAUAUGCAGAGGUUUUUAAUGUGAUAUCUUUCAUAAUUUUAUGGUUUACUCAAGCAUUUUAUCAUAACUCUACGUCAGCCUUAGUUAUUGUCAUCGAAGUACAAAGCAUGUAUAAGCUGUGACUCGUGUCUUGCCAAUUAUAUGUUCAGCGUAAUUAAUCUGACUGUAUAUUCUCGUGAUUUUGUAUUGAGAACUAAGAAAAGGUUUUCUUGGUGUCGACUUCAUGAUACAGGAUUUUGUAAUAUUUUUCUCUCACUGUGGUUUUUACUUAAAGUAAAAUUUUUGACACGUUUUAAUAUUGCCUUACAACAUGACGAAUAUCACAAAUCCACAGAACUGUUGCUAAACAAGAUUAGCUCAGAGUUGUAUGUAAUGAUUUCAAAAACUCUGAUUAUGCCACCGCGACUAUAAACUGUUAUAGCGUUGCUUACAAUGUUGCAUUGUAAAAUUUAAAAAAGUUGAACAUUAAACAGCUAUUUUUAGCCAAGGGUUGAUAUUUUAAUCUCAAGUGUUGUUAAAAAUGUUAUGUCACUUAUAACUUAUGUUUUUUAAUAUUCAAAUUCUCAAAAUGAAUGUCCAUGAGAUUUUAUUUCAACCAGGGAUUGUUCUCAUGAGUGUCUUCGUCUGAAAAGUAAAAAUUGUUUUCUGGUCAAAAAGUGCUCCUUUGAGAAUUUUUCUCAGGCUAUAUUUUUUUUACAGUAACCACAGGUGCAAGGUUCCUAUCAAAGUAAUAUUUUUGUGGAUAUUGUCUCAAAUAAUAAAAUGAUAUCUGCUUUGCUGUUUGAUUAAAAUUUUUAUUGGCAUGGGUACCAUUAAUAAUUAUUCAGUGGUAAAUAUAAAUUAAUAUUUUGGGAUAUUUCAGUUAUGCAUUGGAACUUGCCUGUAGCCAGCAUCCUUAGUGCCAAGAUGAUGGUCACUGGAGGGAGUUGGUUGGUUACAAAAGGCUCAGCUAUAACACACCCCAGCACUUUGACUCGGAAAUUUUGUAUAUACAUGUAGCUGGUCUUUUAUACAUGUAAGAGGUGGUGCACAUGGAAGGAGAUUCAACUGUAGUCUCGUUGAAUUAAAAUUUAGUUACUUAAUAUAGCAAACAAGUAAUUGUAUUGAUAUAGAUAUGAAUGAAGUAUUUUGAUCUCUCAUAACAUUUUGUAAAUUUAACUGAUGUGAAUUGUACCAUAAAAUUGAAGAGCAAUAAAACCAUAGUGGUAACACUUUUUAUUUUCUUACUGAAGUUAUCAAAUUCUUUGCUAGAGGAGAAAAAAAUUUGAUAAUGUUUAAGUUGAUGGACAGUAUUUGUGAAUAAUAUAGUAAUAUGGUAACUGUUCCUCACCAAUGUAACCAAAAACGUUGUGUGCAAUUAGAAAAGGAACUAUUUUUAGAUCACAUUUUGACUGUCAUUGCUUUAAAGAAAGAUAUUUUUGUAUUGCAUAUGUAAUUAAUCUUGAAAAAUAACAGUUUUUUUCAACAAAGUUCAGCUACUUCUUACAGUUCAAGUAUCCUCCAAUGCAGUGUAUUGAUUGAACAUUGGUAGUCACUAUUGUUAACUGAAGAUUGUAACUUGAAUGUACAACAAUUUCACAUGACAUACUGUCUGUCAUAAGAUAAAAACGAACUUGUUCUGAGUUCAUCAAAUUUAUGUCAUCAGGUAGGGACAUGAUUGUGUUUACAAGCAUAUUUUCUUAGGUUUUAGACAUCCAUUUAAACACCUCUUAAAAGAUGUAGUGAAAAUUGCAAUUAGGACAAUAUACGAAGGGCUUCUAAAAUCCAAUUUCUGUUUUGUAGUAUGUCACAUUACUGAGCUCUGAUAGUCACACUUCCAGCAUAGUAAACUAACAAUCAUAUGAGUAUCAAAUUAAUAAUAGUCAGUUAGUCUGUACACAUGCUCAAAGCUUCCAGACAUUGCAUGAACAGUAAAUUAGCAUUUAAUGAGAAAUGCCACUGAGAUGCAAUACUUCCAAUAUUUAUAACAGCAAUGCAUAAUAUCACAUACCCAGCAUAAGCUCUUUGAGUUAACAAAGGACAAUAAAGACCAUCUUGAUUCUUGUUAGAUGAGAGUUAUUUUUACUAAAAACAUUAGAAUUUAUUAACUGUAAUGAUAAAAAAAGUGAUUAAAAUGGAAUGUUCAUACAUUGUGUUAUUUUAAUGUCAUAAAUUUCCUGGACAGCAAAUUUUUUAUUGCAUAAACUCUUUUUGGUAGAAUUUAUUGGAGCUUAUUAAUUAAAAUUUUUACAGUAACUUUCAAACUCUUUUAUCGUAUAUUUUGCUUUUAUUUUGAUAGUUCUAUAUUUUGGACAAUAUAAGCCAGUGCUAGUGAACCUUUAGGAAAAUUAUAAUUUUGGGCUUAAAUUCUAGGUCAGCUUUAACAAGCUCAUUCUUGCACUUAAUUAUUGUUAAUUAACUAGUUAAAUGUCAUGUUUUUUUGUUAUCAAAUUUUAAGUAGAGGGUUAUAAUUCAGAAUGUUUAUGUAUCUCCAUAAAUCACAAUGCUUCUUUGUAUUGCAGAAGAAGACCUCAUAUGAGAACCACUUCCAUAUAGUUACUCUUCAGAGGCUCCAAGAUUGGUGCAUUUAACUGAGUUCAACAUUAAACAGUUAACUGAACACAUCAAGUUAUGCGGGAAAAUACUCCUGAGAAAGCUACAGUAACUGCUCCCAAAACACUAAUCAUGACUCACAAUGACAACAACAUACAAGAGAAAUCUAUUGACAAUCAUUCCAUAGAAGCAAAUGACACUGAGAUUUCUACUAAAGUGAAGCACAAGGAAACCAUGAGUGAUGAUGUGAAAAUGCAUAAUUUUACUGAAUGUUGCAGGUGAGAUUAAUUUGUCUAUUCUUGGCCAGAUAAUUACUUAUGAGUAUUUCCCUUAACUGAAAAGCUCUUUCCUUUUUACCAGAUUUUCUUAUACUCAGAGAGUUACUGCUUUAAUCUUUAAUUUUCAGGCUAGAGUGGCAAUAAUAUUCUGGAUCGUUCAAAGUCUAAUACUAGUAGCUUUGUUUAAUUAACCAUGAUUGCUACAUUGUAUUUUGAGCUAAGAAACAAAGGAAGUGAGAAAGUUUUUCCUUUUUUAAAUGCCUUGACACCAACAAAGUUGUAUAGCUAAGUUUCUUAACUGUCAUAGAAACAGUUUGCCCAGAAACGUUUAAAAUAACUUUUACAUGGUGGUAACUUACUUAGCCAGGUUAAUCAUGUUGAAAAAGAUCACAUGAUAGCAUGCACAAAAGUAUUAAACUCAUGACUUCCUUUGCUGCGGUUCUGAGAGAUCUUUGAUCAACUAUAUUAUUCAAACAUGUGCAGAUUAACUCCUGAUCUAAAUUCAAAUCCCUCCUUUGUUUCAGAAGCAUGUCCAAGACAUAUCCCCCAUAAACUGUAAAGAGAAUCAAACAGAAGUCGAUUAUCCGGCCAGGCACUCUUUUAUUCAUUCAAUGUCCAUGUUCAUUCAGUGUUUCCUGUUGAUGUUUUUGAGUACUUUUUCCAGCCACUUAAAACUGUGUUAGUUAUGUUAUGAGCAACUGAAAUUAGUUUUUGUUAGAUAUGGACAAACUACCUCUGAAUUAAACGGAUGGCCCCAGGGUUUCAACGAUAUAAACAUAUUUGCGGUCCCAAUAUCCGAAACCUUUUUGGAAAACAAUAAUUAAUUUUUCCAGACUCAAGGCUAUCAAAUACCAUGUAGGUGAGCAAUAGAGACUUUAGAAAUCGCAGGAACCAAGAUGUUCUCAUGAUGUAACUGUGCAAUGUAGACAAAAUGAGAAUUCUAAAACUUUUCAUUCUGUGAUUGAGUGUCUUUGUUACUGCCGAGAUUGAAUAAUAUUUGACCACGGGAAAAAAAUUACUAAUUUUGAAGCACUUUUUGUAGCUUUAAACAAAAAAAUCCAGACUUUUUACCAUUGAUCUAGCCUUAAUCUGUGUUUUCCAGACUUUUUCCAGGUCUGGAAUUAAACUUUCUCAUAAACAGCUAUUUGAUUGCUUCGCAAAUUUCAAGACCUUUUCAAUGAUUCAAGACUCUGUGCGAAUCCUGUUUCUGUUUCUCGUAAAACACAGUUUUUAUCUUAUUCAAUAUUCAUUGCAUUUACCUUCCGUUUUCGGUUUGCCCACAGAAUGUGGAUGUGCUCCCACUGCAGCAAGAGCUUUGCAUCCUCACGUGCUCUCAAGAUCCACGAGGUAAAACAGCACGAGAACGCCACUCGUCACGUUCUUAAAUGCGGCACGUGCGAUGAGGAGUUCGAACACGCGAAUCUACUGCAUAUCCACAUGCGAGUCCACCACAACGUGAAAGUGCGCUGUCCGCGUUGUAAGGACAUUUUUGAACACCCGAACGUCUUGAAACUGCACUACAAGACGCACCAUUCAGAGCCAGUUUGCGUCGCCUGUGGUUUAAAAUUUGACCACGACAAACUCUUGCGACUACAUUUGGAGCACUACCACAAGAUUGACAGCAAAGGGGGUAAAAAGUGUGUUACAGCAUCCGGCGGCAGAAAAUCCAAAGGGAGUGCAGAAGAGGAGAUGGCUGUAGGUGUGUGCGGAGAAAGCAUGGCCGCUGUAGAUCAGGGAAAUGUGGACAGUGAAGUUCACGAGGAAAUGCGACAAGUGAAGGAGGACGAAAGCCGCGACGAGGCAAACGGAGUUGUUACCAACCAAUGGAAUUACGAUGAUGAUGCGAUGUCGCAUGAUAGCAGUGAUUCCAGGGAUGAAGGUAGCAGUGAUGUUGAGAUAGAAGACAUUGAUAAAGGAUUUGAGCCCGGGUUUAGGGAGGCAGAGAGCCCUGUGGCACCAGAAAAACAAGACCAAACAGAGAGCCACGUGAAUUGUCGAGGCCAACCGCAAUGUUCCAGGUCACCUCACCAAUGUAAGGGAGAAACAGAAAGCUUUUUGUCAAAUACAGAUAGCGGAAGCAAUGAGGGAGAUGUUAAGAAGGAAAGAGCCUGUGUUUCCUCAGUAGCCGUUGAGUGGCAAAACCCAACUCGGCCAAGGAGAUCCUCUGUUAUUGUUACCACUGGCAGCGCCUCACCACCCCUUACACAUAGCAAACAUAAAGUGAAGGAACUCCGAGAAUGUACACAAGAGACACCCAAAUUUACCCUUAUUGUUACUGACUGGGAUGCUAGUUCCAAAGGAAGCCCACGGUCUCCGUCAGGAUCUUACGCGGACUCGCCCGCUUCAACGAUGUCGGGAGACGAGAGCGGUGACUCCGAGUCGACCAGUCCCAGGGCACGCUCGGCAAAGCGUGUUACCACACUGCGCUGUAAUCGUUGUCAAGAGGAAUUUUUGUCUAAGAUGGAAUACCUUCAUCACCUGAUAUCGCAUCAAAAGGGAGAUGAGCUGAACAAGACGCAAAAUAAUAUGAGUCCAGAAAGUAAAGCCUUCGAAAAGCUCAAGUCAAGUCUGCGAAUCAAAAUGGAGGUAAGACGAGAAGACAGGUCAACUGAUGACGAAACCCAUGAAUUCGAACGUGAAGUUCAGAAAGGAGCAAGUCCUGGUAGAGAUACUGAUGAUCCGAUGUUCUCACAUAUAUCUCGUACAAGCCCACCUUCUUACAAGGAAGCCCCGUCCCGAAAUUUGUCCGUUCCUUGCACGCUAUGUAGCGAACAAUUUUCCGAUUGGCGAGAGCUCAAGGCUCACGUGGAAAGUCGCCAUAAAAGACCUCACUGCUCCGAGUGCGGACUGCAGUUCGAUCACAAGAACUUGUUAAAGAUUCACAUGAACUCGUAUCACAGCUCUUUGGACGUUCUGCAGUGUUACCAGUGUGGAAAAUCGUUUGGUAACCGCUCGGAGUUUGUCAGUCACGUGACUUCUCACGAAACUUCGUUAAAAGGAACCAAAGACAUAAGAAAGGAGCAUAAACCUCUCCGACGAAUGUCGAGCGCGCCGGUGCCUGGUGAAAACUUGAGUCGAUUUCGCUCGCAGGGCCCUAUGUUAUUGGCAAGGGAUCGUAGUGGAAUCAGCUGUGAUUUGGGCGACAACGGUGAAGUCAAGGAGCGAGGCGAUCAGGUUUUACAUCCAGUGAAAAGCCAAAUUGACGACUCAAGACCUUUCGUUAAUCGAUUGUUUCCAAGUUAUGGGGUGUUCCGCCAUCAUAAACAAGAAACUAUUACGUCUCAAGAACAAGGUGAUUGGCAUCGUAAAGUAAAAGGGAACCUUUUUACAGUUCCAGAGUCCAAAACGAGGAUAUUUCUACCAAAAUGUCACGAGGAUGUAGGACAUGACCGCGAACAUUUGGGCGUCAAAAGACGGCUACAGGACGAGAGAGAGGAAUUCUCGCCAGGAAAUGCAAAAGGUGAUUACGUCUCGAAGAAGCCAGCUUCUUCGGAGGAGGCUACAACAGCUCGGAUUUCAGCCUUUUCUGCAUACGAAAGAACUAGCCGAUCCGACGAGGUCACGAGGCAUCCCAUAUUAGGUAGAGCGAAGAGGGACCGGGAUGGCUUACCAAUUGGUGGGCCCCCUCCUUUGAUCCCUGUAGUUCAUCCUGGAAUAUCCCAUAGCUUCGCGCAAACGUCGGACGCACGUUUACUGAGAGUACAUCGUCCCGUAACCCGCACCGCGUCAGCAAAUUCAGCUCUUAGAUACCCGAGGAUGUUACCAUUCCCUACCCAGAACCCUACCUUGCAGUCCUCAAGAUGGGGACCAGACUUAGAGCCAGCAGUGCCUUCAAGCCCUGUUCGGGAUAGCCCGAGGGAUCCGCCAGAAUUACCAUCUCGAGAGAGUAUCAACAACAUCACAAAAGAGGCUCUUCUACAUUCUUUGUCCCUCAGGAGAAGAGCUAGUGCUCCCGAACUCGGAGCUCUAGUAAAACCCCUUGCCGAGCCUCGGAGUCGUGCGGCCCCGGAACCAAUUAAAAAUCCUCCUGGAAAUAGCCUAAACAAUUCCGAGAAGACUGAGAGCGCCCUCGCUACGUCAUCGGGGCGACUCCGCCAGCUCAACGAAGGGUACCAGCCGAGACGAAAACACCCGCGGGAUUUUACUUGCCACCACUGCGGGAUUUACUUUGGGCAUAAGAAACUCCUUAAGAUUCAUUUGGACUGCUAUCACGGCUCUGCACAAGAGCUUCAGUGUCUUCGCUGCGAAAAGAAUUUCUCCAGUCGCUCGGAGUUCCUGGAGCACUUGAUGUCGCACGAAGGUGGUGAUGAACUCCUGGCUAUUCAGAGAAAGCGUUUAAGAUUAGAUCGUCGUUCGUCUCUUCCUCACGAAGGGGAAACCGUCAUUAGACACGAACUCAACUCCACUGUCGCAAAGGAAACUACACCGAAGAAGGAAACAGUCUUACGGGACGAACCUAAACUGGCAGAUACCCCAGGGGAGCUUCGAAAACCCCUCCUGAAUGAGUUAAAAACGCGGACUUUCGAAGACCCCGUGGAGAAUCUGAAACCAAAUGGCGUGGAUGUGAAACGAGAAAGCCGUGUCAACAACUUGAAACUCGGCAACGAGAGACGCGAAAAUGACAGUGACGGUGGUUCGAAUUUCUGCUUCGUUUGCGGGCAGUCGUUUACCAGUGGCAAGAAACUGGAGCAUCACAUCUCGUCGCACGCGGUGGUUGACCAAAAUGGCCGAUACUGCUGUUCGUUGUGCCAGAAGUCGUUUGACCAUCAUCGCAAGCUGGAAAUCCACACACGCAGCCAUACGGGCUUUAAGCCUCACAAAUGUGAGUUGUGCGGACGGUCCUUUCCGUAUUACAGCUCUUACUAUUAUCAUAAAAUGACUCACACUGAAGACCGGCCUCAUAAAUGUGGAGUUUGUGGUAAGGGCUUCAUACAAACGAGGUAUCUGCGGUCGCAUAUGAAGACACACAAGGAGCAGAAUGGGUGGGCAAGCGACGAGGAACUUGAUGUUGAUACCGUCGCCGAGCAAGUAAAGAAAAACGAUGGCGCGAACAGAACUAAGAACUCUCCUUUUCGCGAGACUGAGGCACAGAUUGAAACAGAACCGACAGAUCAGGAGGGUUAUUCUUCCCAGGGAGAAUUAGAGGAGCAUGAUACAGCGAGAAUAUUGUGCAGUUUCAAGCAAAGUAGCAACGUAGGAAUGCAGACGCAGAGUCUGUCUAAAGAUGAUCAGAGAGACAGUGAACUGCGCGAUGACUUGGUAUUGGCAAACGGUUCUCACAGUGAGGACACUCCAAGCGUGAAUCAAACCGAAGAGGCGAACUUUGGCGCUCUUGAGGAUAGUCAACUUAAAGGCACUCAGGGUCUUAGUAACGCUGCUGACGCUGCGACGAACGUCAACAAAGAACCUACUCAGGGUACAAACGAUGAAUCUCCUAAAAAGACCAAGAAAAAGAAGUACAAAUGUAAACACUGCGAGAAAAACUUCAGUUCUUAUAGCAGCCUGCACGUUCACGUGCGCAUCCAUACCGGUCAUCGGCCGUACUCGUGUAACCACUGCUUCAAGAAGUUCACCCAUUCCAGUGGGUUAAAGCGUCACGUAAGGUGUCAUACGGGAGAGAAGCCGUAUCCAUGCCCGGCUUGUCCUUCGGCUUUUGCAGACCGUGGUGCUCUCAAGUCACAUAUAAGGACUCACACAGGGGAACGGCCCUUUGUCUGUGAUUUCUGCAAUAAGUCUUUCACUCAACCGAGUUCACUUCGAGUGCACAAAAAGACAGUGCAUGCUCACGAGUUUUUCGAUGAAAAAUGACUUCAAAUUGUCCAUUUCUUACGCUAUCUAGAUGUUUUUUUCUCGUCAAAUUUUAGAUUUCUUGUAGACUUAUCUCGCAUUCAGUGAUGUAACGUUACGAAAAAGAAAACGAAAACAAGUUCAAUAGACUGCUCCUAGUCUAGGCAGUGUUGGGCUUAUUUCUAUCUCCUACUAACGAUUGUAAAUGGUAUUUAAUUGCCAAAUUCUAAUAGUUAUUGGCUUUUUAAAAAAUGAAUUAACAUUAAUUCACAGAGAAGGAAUUUAGAUUCAGGAAAAAUCUCGAUUAAUUUUCGCUAAAGUUGGUGAAGUUCCAGGUGAAACAAGUGAUGUCCCUAACAUUUGGUUCCGACUUGAUCAAUAGUAGAGUUCGAUUUUAAGUUAAUUCUGAGUAAUAACAACGAAGAAAAGAAUAGGUGGAUAUUAACUUGACUUAUAAUGAUAUCAGGUGUCAUGACUUGCUAUGUAUAAUAUUUAACCACAUGUAAUAAAUUAUUUAAAGUUUUUUGCCUUGCCCGAUCAAGUUGAACAAUUUACUGUUUAACCUCUGAAACGGCCACCUUGGGGACAGAGUAAGGU